AAAAAAAGAAAUAUUUAAUUGGUUUUUUAUAAAAUGUUUUACAAAAAACUUCUUAAAGUUUAAAUAAAAUAAGAAUAAAACAAAAUAUUAAAAAAAAUUGAAUAAAACCAAAGUGUUAGAUAUUUUCUCAAUAAUGGAAGAAAUAAAUUUGGAUUUUCUAAGAACGCCUCCCAAGCAAGGACAUUCUGUGCCAAGGACUCAAACUCCAUGUAAUUAUAAUGCACUGGAUGUAAGAUUUAGCAAAAAGAAACUGUCUUCCAGAAAAUUUGAAAUGGCGCAAACUAUAGCCAAAGUGGAUGAGUUGUUGCAGGAAAUUGAUAAACUUCGUAGUCAAAACAAUGGCUUACAGGAAAGACUAAAAGAUUUCCAACAGACAGCUCAACAAGUCCAGCAGCUGUAUAACAAAGAAAAACACGAACAUGCUAAAGCUCAAAAACAAUUAGAAAAACUACAAGUAGAAUAUGAUAAAAUUGAUGAGGAUUUAACAAAUAAGACUUUGAUGAAUGAGCAAAUGAAGGCACGUUUAGCACAGUACGACGGACGACCUAUAAGUUUUGAUAAUCUGGCAGUAAAGUAUGUAAGAAUCAUGAAGAAACUAGAGGCGGAAGAUGUAUUGAAAUAUUUACCCGAUAAAGAUUUAGUCGAAAGACUAAAAGAAUACUGUGCCACCAUGAAAUUGAAAAUAGCACCAAUUAGUAGUCCCAAAAAAGGCAAAACGAGGAGUAAUAAAAUUAAAACUCAGGAAAUGUUUAUACAGUGUGAUCUAUUAAAAUCUACAGCAGUUUGUCUAAACUGUAGUAAUAAACCAAAAAUGCAAGAUAAAACAAUACAAUGUUCCACACCAUCGACCAUCAAACAUGAUCAAUGCACACAAUUUAAUUCUACCGACAAACAGGAAUGGCUAACAUGUAACAACAAACCUAAAUUAAUAGAUCAAAAUACACAAUGUUCUACAAGAACAACAUCAACAAAACGUGAUCAGGCUUCUCAGUACAUUAGCACCAUGAUAACUCGACAAACUAAUACCGAAAAGAUUAUACAAAAACAUGUACAAACCAUGUUUCCAGAACCACAAAAAAUACCGGCAAUUGAUGAUAUAUUAAACGUCUAUUCCAGAUGGUCUAACAUAAGAUCUGUAUCACCUUUGUUGGAAUCACCACCCGCACGUUUAAAAAAGGAUAAUAACAAAAAGUCCAUAAACAUUGGCACUUGUACAAUGUUGUGUAAUAUAAGAAGAAAAAUUGAUUAUCUACCUCCCAAUCAAGCCAACAAUAUUAAACAGGAAAUUAUUACACCUUCACCCUCUCCAACGCCAAAUAUAAAUCCAUUAUCGUCCUCAAAUAGAUCACGCAUUAGUUCACUUUCAAGUCAGGUAGCUAGCAAUCAAUAUGCUAGUUCUAUAUUGAAUUUAUUUAAUGCUAAUACAAAUUCAGCUCUUGGUCAAUUAUCGUCGAAUGCUUUUAAUGAACUUUGGCAAAUAUUUGGUAAAAUGCUUUUGAGUUUAUUACAAACAAGCAAUGCUGGCAUUGCAAAUACAAAUCAAAAUUCCGCUUUAAAUCAACAACAGUUCCUUGAUUGGUUGCUGGAUUUAUAUGUGAAUUCUCAGCCGCCAAAUACCUCUACAACAGAGACUCAAACGUUGCUGCAAAUGGAUAACUCUAAUGAUGCUAGGGGAAGUCCCAUACGUUUUAAUGAAUCUUCUGAGUUGUCAUCGAAUGUUGUGAGACCAGAAGCUCAGAAAAUAAUAACUGCUAGAAUAAAUACUGUAGAAGGAGAAAGUGUUGAGCCUUUAAGAAGGGACAGUAUAAGAGACAAUUCUCAAUAUAUUCUACAACAGCGAGCCUCAAUAAGUCCAAUUCCCACCAGCUUCACAACUUCAAACAUCCUCUUAGAAAACUAUUCACAGGAUUCCAACUCUAUGGACAGAGAAAUACAACAAAUGCAUAAUGCUUCAAACGCAACUGAAGAACAAACUCCUUCCAAAAAGUCCAACAUAAAAGAUGAAGAUAACACACGUAGGCAGCAAACUAAAAUUUCAAAUAAAACGAAAACUAAACACAAACUAUUGGAACAAAUACAAGAUCUUAUACCGGAAAUUAAUUUAAAUAAAAAGAAACGUAAGGCUUUAAAACGUCUACUUAAAACUAAAGAUCAUCGUAAGAAGUCAUAUGAAACAAGAAAAUCUAAACAUUCUAAAGCAGAUACAAUUAAACAAUCAUCUGUUGUGAUAUUAUCAAAUGAAACUAUACCCAAUGAAAGUGAAGAAACUGCCGUAGAUUUUCUAAAAACAUUCGCUCUUACACAAGAUGGAAAUAUCUCAGAAACUGAGAAAAUUUUCUUAGAACAAAGUUCAAUUAAAGUGACAGAAAAAACAGAGGAAGAAUUUACAUUUAUUAAACCCUCUAGUAGUUUGCCACGAACUAAACUAACGCCUAGAAAUGUCAAGGAUUCAGUAAAACGUAAAAAAUCUAAAGCCUGCAAGAAUAUAGCCAACAAGUACCAAUUACUAUUUGGUGAUUCAGAUAGUGAGUUAGAAGAGCCGGAAAUAGAAGAGAACAAUGCAAAAACUGUGAUAAAAACUAAAUUUAAUUUAAGUGAAGAGGCUUAUAGAGAAGCUAUUAAUGUUAAUGACAAUGUUACGGAAUAUUCCACAAAUUGGUCUAAUGCUGAAAUUAUAAAUUCUACAAAUAUGCUGCCACAAACGAAUGAUUACGAAGAGAAUAAUGCCUCGAAAGCCUGUAGUGAUUAUGAAUCUUGUCAUUUAACUUUAAGACAGGCAGUAGAUCAACAAUUAUCUUUGCCUGUUUUAAAUACGCCAGUUUUCGAAAGGUCUUUUGAUGGCUGUGAAAAGAUCACUGAAAGAUUUUCUAUACCCGACUUACCAACUCCUUUAUUAAAAAGACUAGAAUGUGAGCAUCUGCCUCAAAUGGAAUUGCUUGAAAAUCUUAAAGAUUCUAUAGAAUCAGAAGUGCGUUUAAGGGAGAUUGAACAGGAUUUAGAAAUAUCAUCGGAUGUUUACUGUUAUAAAGGAGAUGAGACUGAAACAUUUGAAAAAGUUCCUAACGUUGGGUUAACGAUUAUUUCUACACAAACAUCUAAUGAGGAAUCUUGUACAAACACUACGAAAUUAAAAGAUGUGGAGAGUAGUAUUAAUUGUUUGCCAAACUUAAAUGAUGAAAGUGAGAAUGCUGUUGUGGAUACAACCUCUCAAAAGGAUUUCAAUACAAUGUAUGCCAGUGAUUUUGAAAAGGAUUUGGAAUUAUCAUCAGACAAUGAAAAUAGUAAUUUUGAAAGGGAUCUGGAAUUAUCAUCAGACAAUGAAAGCCAAAGAGAACUAAGCUACGCUCCUGUAUAUAGCAGUGAUUUUGAAAAGGAUCUAGAACUAUCAUCAGACAAUGAAAGCCUUAUAAAUGAAAGUUUUUGCAAUGACACAAAGGAAAUAGAACAGGAAACAGAAAAUGAAUUACCAAACCAAAGUUGCAACAAAACAUUGGAUACAACUACUUCAACUGAGUCGGAUGAUGAAAGAAUUUCUAAUGAAAGUAUAGAAAGUGCAGAAAUACCAAAUAAAAGUUGCAACAAAACUAAAGACUCAAAUACUUCAACAGAUUGGGAUGAAGAAAGGUUUUCUAAGGAAAAAGAAGCAAGUGAAUGGCCAAGUAAACUUCUAAAACCAACUAAAGACAUACCUAUAGGGGAAGGAGAAUAUAAUCCAUUAAAAUUAAGUACCAAAGAGGAGAAUAACCUUGAAGAUAAUACGAAAACGGUUCCAGAGGUAAUAAAAGCUAACAGCUUUAAGUCCAGUCCAAGUAAUUUAGACAAAUUAAACUCUAUUAAAGAAAUAUCAUUAACAUGUUCGGAUAUUGCAAUGAAUGCCCCUACAAUAAUAAAUAAAACAAAAUUAACUAAUUUAGCGGAAGGAACUGGAUAUAAUUGUGUAAAAGAAAGUGCCAUUGAAGAAAAUAACCUUGAAUUACUUAAGCAAACGGAAAACAACAUGAAGGUUAAUAGAACUUUUACUGAGGAACUUAAAAAAGCUGAUAGCACAAUAGACAAUACAAAUAAUUUAGAAAAAUUAAACUCUAGAGAGGAAAAUUCAUUGUGUUGGUCUGUAAUUACCAUAAAUGAUUCAAUAGAAAUGGAACAAACUUUAAAUAAAACAGAAUUAUCACAGACAGCUGAAACAACGGAUGUUAAGGAAACUGGGCACCAAAUAAAAAGCUUAGGUCUAACAAAACUUAAACUUUUAGAUUUAAAUAACUCCAAAGGUAAUCGAAGAAAUACAAUAACUGAAACAAAAGAAGAAGUUAAAACGAAACCAUCAAUGAAAGAUCUAGAACAAGUUUCAAACUGUGCGGACUACAAAAAGAACCCUAAUAAAACUAGUGAGAAGGAUAAAGAUAAAAGCGAAACAAAUUUAGCAAAUACCCAAAGGAUUUCCUUAAAUUUGGAAAACGAAGUCUCUAAACUAAACAAAGAACUUAAUUUAAAUACCUCACUGGAUACCGAAGAUGAAACGGAUGACUUAAUGAUCGAUGAAGAUCAAAAUGAAGCAAAUUCGAAGGAAACGAGUACAGAACUAAUGGAAACCAAUGAAAAUUGUGAUGAAACUAUAAAUUCCUCAAAUAUUUCCACAUUAUUAAAUAGUACUCUUUAUAAUGAGGUGCUAACAGAGUCACUCAAUCCUAUAGUAGAUGAUUUACUUAUGAACGAUGUGAUCGAUGCAGAAAACAAACCCAAAAGAGGAAGAAAACGUAAAAGUGAGUGUUUAACUGAAGUAUUGCCAUGCAAAAGAUCACAACGUUUAAAGGCCAAACAAAUGAUAUUGGAAGAAAGUUUAAAUCUAAGUAAAACUCCUAUUAAACUGGGUAAAUAUACAAAACUAAAUAAAAAUGUAAAUAAUGUACAAAAGGAAGAAGCUAAAACAAAAAACGUUAAAAUGAAAAGUGAAAGCGGUGAAAUGAACUGUAAAUUAAAGGAAAAUGAAACUGCUAUAGAAAUGGGUUUCUUUAGGGAAAGAUUAACAGAAGAUAGCAAAGAAAUGAAGAAACUAGAUGGAAAUCCUGAACUUUCUGUAGAUACUAACAAACUAAAUGAAGAUAACUCUCUUAAUACAACAAAAAUAUGCAUUGAUACUAAUGAUUUAAGUGAUAUUGAACCAAAAACCUUUGAAUUAAGAACAACAGCUAAUAUCUGCCACUAUCAUCAACAUACUACUACUAGUACUUUAACAACGGAUUCAAAUUUUGUUUAUACAGAUUCUCCACAAUCUCCUCCUCCUGCUCCUCCUUCUUCUUCUCCCUUAGAAAGCAACAAUGAAACCAUUGUUAACAUACCUUCCGAGCGUCUUUCACCUUUUAAGCCUCAAUCCAACAAUCAAACACUAUUCGAUGUUUUAAUCAAUUCCUAUAGAAAUGACAAUCAAAAACAUGUCUUAGAAUCUUUAAGCACCAAGGAAAGUCAACGUCAAAAAAGUAUCUUAACACAAUAUCAUAAUGAAAUCAAUGCAUAUUGUUACUCAGAAAUGGAAUUGGAUCCUAAUUGCACGUCUGUACAGUUAAUUAACAAACUUUUAAGUAUUUCAACCGAUUAUGCUCUCAUACAGAAAGCUUUAAUAACUAUAGCCCAAAAUUCUAAAGGUAGUAAUGUGCCGGAAAAUGAAUUACCCUCGAUAAUACAAGAAAUGCCACCUCGACAUUUAUCCAAAUGUUUGCAACGUCUAUUUGCGGUGCUAAGCAAUAUAAUGACAAAAAAUGUUUGUUUCUGUCAAGAUUUAAUUGAUAAAAUAGAGUUAGUACUUUUCAAUUGGAAACAAAUGGAAAAUUUAUCUCUGCAAGCCACCUUGAAUCUGACACAACUCUAUUUAAUGGCCUGUAAAGUUCAGGAAUAUGUACAAAUGCCUAAACAUCCUGCAAGACUUUUUAUAGCAAAAUGUUUGUAUUUCUAUUUGUUAAAAUCCAAUCUAAUGAUUCAUGAAGUAUUGAUGUGGUAUCCUACUGUCUUGCCUCAUCGUGAGGAUAGAACUUAUGAUCGUUCGGAUGCCUUAAUAAGUGUUAUACAACAAAUUCUAAUGAGCACUAAAUAUGACAUGGAUAAACCUGAUUUACGUGGUAAAUCUCUGCUCUCUAAGCUACGCUAUGAAUAUCACUUUGAACCCUUUAAACCCGCCUUAGAAGAAGUCAUCAAUGUUUUGGUGGAGAAAUUAAAAAAUUCCAAAUUUUAUAACAUCUCACUGGCCUUUGGUCUAUUGUGUAAACGUUUAGGUGUCCCUAGGACACAACAACUUAUUCUAGGCCAACACUUACUGCCACUGGCUAAUGAAUACUAUAGUUUGGCUUUAAAAACCGCCGAGUAUGAUAAACGUAUUGCCGUAUUAUUGGAAAUAAUAUCCAUGAUUGUUAAACCAUUUCCCUUGGAAACCGAUGCAAAAAUCUAUUUCAAUGAAUUUGCCCGUUUCCUUAAUGGUUUUGAUCGUCAACUUAUCCAGGAGGCCGCCUUGUGUUCCAUCUUACGUUUGCAACGUUUCGAUCUGGAAUAUUGUUAUAAUUUACUGCGUCAUUUUCAACCCACCUACGAUUUAGAUACUCACACUCAGGCUAUGUUAAAGACAUUUCUACAUCGUCGUCCUUUGAACUAUUGGAAGAAUUUGAAGUCAAAAUAUCCUAAUUAAUAUUAAUAUAUAUACUUAAGUUUAUUAUUAAGUGUUAAUACUAGUUUAAUGAUUAAAAAUAUUUUAUUAAAUCAGUCUUAUUUAAGUAUUUUUAUAAGAUAAGAUAAAUAAAAGCAAUAUUUGCUAUUUUUUAAA
Lucilia cuprina (Australian sheep blowfly) is the source of this 6805-nucleotide messenger RNA. It is a transcript of the gene Ice1, whose product is annotated as little elongation complex subunit 1. The transcript has 3 exons. The record is from RefSeq and is a predicted model, not a curated record. The coding region runs from base 134 to 6670 and encodes 2178 amino acids. NCBI's taxonomy places the organism in Eukaryota, Metazoa, Arthropoda, Insecta, Diptera, Calliphoridae.